Messenger RNA from Desarmillaria tabescens, 1775 nucleotides. Its product is annotated as FAD-binding domain-containing protein. Gene Ontology annotation, molecular function: FAD binding; oxidoreductase activity. The record is from RefSeq and is a predicted model, not a curated record. Bases 1 to 1683 code for a protein of 560 amino acids. The transcript has 20 exons. NCBI's taxonomy places the organism in Eukaryota, Fungi, Basidiomycota, Agaricomycetes, Agaricales, Physalacriaceae.
AUGAUGCUAGCCCUCCCAACACUGCUGGCACUCACAAAUGUCCUCUUCGUUGACGGCAGCGACCAGUUUCACGUCCAAGAACCACAUUUCGAUCUCGGCUAUGGGCAGGCCAGGCUGCAUCCAGAUGCCCCGAUACCCGAAUGCGCUUGGUCUUCAUUGAAUGCUACGAUUGGCGGACGACUCCAACGGGCUACACCAUACGCCAGAACUUGCUUUAGCGCGUCCUUCGACGAGGGAGAAUGCACAGGGGUGAUAAACGAGUACCUUGAUCCUGCUCGACGAUCCGACUACUUUGGCGCAUACAUCAACACGGAAUGGGAAACCUGUCAAGCGACUAGAGAGGAAUGUGCUCUGAACUGGAUGAACGCGGCAGCAAGGGAUGGAGAAUGUAGACAAGGCGCAGUUCCUUCUUACUAUAUUGAUGUCGCCGACCAUACGGAUGUGUCAGCGGCUUUCGAUUUCUCGAGACGUACGGGCGUUCCUGUAGUCAUCAAGAAUACUGGACACGAUUACAUGGGUCGGAGCAGUGGACCGGGGACAUUAGGCAUUUGGACACACCACCUGAAAUCGAUAUCCUACGAGAAGACCUUCGUCCCGCAAGGAUGCGAAGCAACGGCGGACCCGAUUCCCGCUGUGACUUUUGGGAGCGGAGCUCAGUUUUCGGAUUUAUUAGCCUUUGCGAACGAGAAUAACCUGACGAUACCUGGAGGCUCGGAUGCCACAGUUGGCGUUGGAGGGGGUUACCUGCAGGGUGGCGGUCACAGCCCGCUAUCAAACAUAUUCGGACUAGCAGUUGACCGCGUACUCGAAUUUGAGAUCGUUGUACCUACUGGCGACCUCCUCAUUGCAAACGAGUGUCAGAACCCCGACUUGUUCUUCGCUCUCCGUGGAGGAGGGGGUGGAACGUUCGGUGUCGUCAUGAAGGUGACAACGCGGGCGCUACCUAGAGCAGAGCUCGUCACUGUGUCAGCGUUGUUCAAGCCUACAACGUCCAUCCAGAAGUUUUUGGAGUUCGUCAUCCCUUACUCAGUCGGAUGGGCAGAAGACGGCUGGAGUGGAUACAUCUAUACUGCCGGAAUUUUCCACAUGACUAAACUCGAAACGACUGAAGAUGACGCGCUUGCAUACAUGGCACCACUCAAGACCUUCCUUGCAGAGGAACUCCAUAUUGAGAUGCGAGUGUCGACAAGUCACUCGUAUGGGGAUUUCCACGAGAAACCAAAAUGCAUCCCCGUAUUCCCCACCUCGCGUCUCAUCCCUGGCGGAGACCUUCUCCGAGUCACCCAAGGAGCUUCUGAGCACCAUCAUUCAUCUUUGCAAACGCGCCAGUAUGCAUUCCCUGGAGAUGGCAAGACGAGCGUGACGGAUGCAUGGAGGAGGAGCAUCUGGGACGUCACCUUUGGCCAGGUAUGGGACUACUCGGCGUCUCCUGACGAGCAAGAAAAGGCGUAUCGCGAUCUAUCACGAAGUAUGGACCCAUUAAGAGCUAUCACACCUGGAGGUGGAGCGUAUGGGAACGAGGCGGAUGUGUACGAACCUGAUUGGCAACGGGCGUUUUGGGGAGAGCAUUACGAGGAAUUGGUGAGAGUGAAGGGGAAAUACGACUCGGAACAUCUGCUGGAUUGUUGGCGGUGUGUGGAUUGGAAGGGCGCCAGUGAUCCUCGGUAUCACUGUUACUUCUAGGAGUUGAUGUGCCGGAGGUUGUUCGUAUUCGCUACCCUCUCAAUGUUCGAUAAAUUAGGAAUGGAUAGAUCCUAUGCGUUUCUUGACCUGCU